Molecule: messenger RNA, 1371 nt
Organism: Magallana angulata
Lineage: Eukaryota; Metazoa; Mollusca; Bivalvia; Ostreida; Ostreidae
Exons: 8
Coding region: 148-1287 (379 amino acids)
Cellular component (GO): membrane
Source: RefSeq, a predicted model, not a curated record
GGCUGCUUGACAACAUGUGGCGAUUGGUAAUACAUAGAUUACGUAAUCACUACAAGAUAUGGGUUAAAACAGAACAGGAAGUUUAUAGACUUUUGUGAAAAAUAUGUAUGAAAAACUGACUCACACCUGAAUUUUACAAAUCAAAACAUGACACGCUUAUAUUUAGCCCAAUCCGCCAUAUUGGCUGGGAUAGUUACCAUUCUUCUCUCAAUCCCCAGUGGGCCAAUGAUAAAGAUGUUUUUAUCAAUGGAGGACUAUUCAAAUGGUCUCAGUGUUCAUAAAAAGUUACAGAACUUGAACAUCACCACUUCCAGUGAUUUUGGUGGCGUCAAAAAUACAACCGAACUAUUUUUUGCACGAUUGACCAAUUUCUUGGCUUGCGUCUUAGGUCUUAGCAUAACUUUGACAAUCCUGAUGAUCAUCCGACAAUAUAUUUUAUACACAACAGUUGUUUUCCUUUCUUUAUUUACCGCUGCCUUCAUAGGUUUGACCAUUUUGUCGGUUUUACUUUACAUGGAUCUGUACAAUGAACAUAUCGAUCCUUACACCAAAACGAGUGAUUUGCAUGGUCAAAUGAUAUCUUCGUUAAAAGACAAUUUUCGGAGUGACAACUUAACCACUGGAACCAAGAUAUCCAAUGAGUGGAAUCACUUAUUUAUAGACUUCGAAUGCUGCGGCGUCAACAAAGUGGUUGGAACUACCAAUGAUUUCGACCAAACCCCAUGGUGUACCACAAAGGGAAGUUGCCAAGCCACUGCAUCUCAGAUACCAAAAACGUGCUGCAAAGGUUUUACAAAAUAUGAUUAUGAAAAUGCUCCUACCGAAUGUCAUUCCUCUGUUAGCCCUGGUCAAUUCUAUGACAAGGGUUGCUUCUUUGUCAUCAAGAAAGAAGUUAUAAAGGAAAUUGAUUCUUUUACCAAUGGCAUUCUUACAGAGGGGCUAAGACUUAUUUUAGUCAUGGGGUCCUGUUCAUUAUUAAGCCUCAUUGGAUUGUGUGUUUUUAUUGGCCUAUGUUCGACCGAGAAUGGAGCGAAUAGGCAAACGAAAAAUGCAUCAACUAUGACCGAAGACUUGUAUCUGGAUUUUCAAAGAAACAAUCAUAAUUACUCAGCUAUGACCGACCAUGCCCAACACUUGUAUCCGGAUUUACCAAGAAACAAUCAUAAUUACUCAGCUAUGACCGACCAUGCCCAACACUUGUAUCAGGAUUUACCAAGAAACAAUCAUAAUUAUUCAACUAUGACCGAAUAUGCCGAUGAAAGGAUACGACACAUCACUCCUCUAUGAAAUAAAAAUGAUUUCAUAGCAAUAAUUGCAAAUAAUUUGGAAUUUAUUUUAUGUGAAUCAGUCCUCUUUAUAAGUAGCUUAUAU